AUGACAGUAAAGGUAGCCGAUUUUGGGUUAAGUAAGCGUGGUCAAAAACAUACUAUUGACGUAAACCAACCAACAAAUCUUCGCUGGUUGGAUCCAGAUUCCUUUAGAAGCAAGUCUGUUGACAAAUUGACUGAUGUUUAUGCUUUUGGUAUAACCCUUUUUGAAGUCUUCAGUCGACCAUAUGAAUUUCCAUAUGCUAAAUGGAGUGGGCAAAAGGUCUACGAGCAAGUCAUUAAUGUUCCCAAGUCUAAAAGGAAGAGAUUAAAUACUCCCGAUGGAAUGCCUGUUGCUUUUGUUAGUUUAAUGAAAGAAUGUAUGAAAUUUGAUGAGGAUAGGGAUAAACGACCUUCAUUUGAACAAAUUGAGAAAAUUGUUGAUAAUUUAUAUAGAAAGAUGUAGAAAAGAAAUAUUUUUUGUUUGGAUUUUUCUUGUAGAUU
Messenger RNA from Meloidogyne enterolobii, 437 nucleotides. The record is from the annotation of a GenBank genome assembly. NCBI's taxonomy places the organism in Eukaryota, Metazoa, Nematoda, Chromadorea, Rhabditida, Meloidogynidae.